CGCGCUCUCGGGGUUGGCCUCGUAGCGCCGGUGGCCGGGUGAGCCUGGUUGGUGCCUUGCGAACGGCUUGCUGACCUCUCGGCCUCUCGACCUCACUCUCUCUUCCUGACAGACGCUGGGACCGAACCCGCUGCCGCAGCGUGCGCGACCCGGAAGCCCCGGCUGCAGGCUCCAAUCGCCGGAAGUGCCGCCCAGGGCGGCGGGGAGAGGGAAGAAUUGAAUAUUAUGAGUAGUUCUGGCUUAGAAACCUGGUGGAGCCAAAAGAAAAAGUCGUUGAGUUCUUGUUAUGAAAACUGUAUUUUAAUUUUGAUUUUAUCAAGACCAACACUGAAUGCAAUGAAUGCUGUUUCUCGUCUGUUUAGAUUCUGGGUUUGGAGGUUCCAAGUAAGAAAUUGAUAUAUAUGAUACUGGAAAUUUGUAAACGCAAACUGCUAAUGAAUGAAAGGCUUGAAACAUAUGUUUUUGAAGUUACCAGUAAAAUGACUAUGAAAACAGGGGUCAAGAAGACCAAUGGAAAACCACUUAGGAGAGAACCAUAGAAAAUGUACACUUCAGAUGAGAGAUGUAACCAGAGAACUCAAAAAAGAAAAAUAUACCAUGUUUGCCCUCAGAAGGAAAAAGAUUUAUAUUCAUGUUCAUGAGAUUACUCAAAUAGAUAAUCAAAUUUGUCAGUGCCUUGAACGUGAACAAAAUUUUUGUGAAAACUUAGCACGUAUGUGUGAGAAAACAUAUACUGGGGAGAAAUCUUAUAGAUGUGAUAUGUGUGAGAAAACCUUCAUCCAAAGUUCAGAUCUUAUUUCGCACCAGAGGAUUCAUAAUUAUGAGAAACCGUAUAAGUGUAGCAAAUGUGAGAAGAGCUUUUGGCACCACUUAGCCCUUUCAGGACACCAGAGAACACAUGCAGGUAAAAAGUUUUAUACCUGUGACAUCUGUGGCAAGAAUUUUGGUCAGAGCUCUGAUCUGCUUGUCCACCAGCGAAGCCAUACAGGUGAAAAACCUUAUCUGUGUAAUGAGUGUGAUAAAUGCUUCAGUCGAAGUACAAAUCUCAUAAGGCACCGAAGAACUCACACAGGUGAGAAGCCAUUUAAGUGUCUGGAAUGUGAAAAAGCUUUUAGUGGGAAAUCUGAUCUUAUUAGCCACCAAAGGACUCAUACCGGUGAAAGACCCUACAAAUGCAGUAAAUGUGAGAAAAGUUAUCGACACCGUUCAGCCUUCAUUGUACAUAAGAGAGUUCAUACCGGAGAGAAGCCGUACAAGUGUGGUGCCUGUGAGAAGUGCUUUGGCCAGAAGUCAGACCUUAUUGUACAUCAGAGAGUCCAUACCGGUGAGAAACCAUAUAAAUGCUUGGAGUGUAUGAGAAGUUUUACCCGGAGUGCCAACCUAAUUAGGCACCAGGCAACUCACACUCAUACUUUCAAAUGCCUUGAAUAUGAGAAAAGCUUCAGCUGUAGCUCAGACCUUAUUGUACAUCAGAGAAUUCACAUGGAAGAGAAACCACAUCAGUGGUCUAUGUGUGAGAGCGGUUUCUUCCUAGGUAUGGACUUUGUUGCCCAGCAGAAAAUGAGGACUCAAACAGAGGAGCUGCAUUAUAAAUACAGCGUAUGUGAUAAAAGCUUUCAUCAUAGCUCGGCCCUUCUUCAGCACCAGACAGUGCGCAUUGGUGAGGACUGCAUCUGUAAUGUGAGUGAAAAAGGACUUGAUCUCAGCUCUCGUGCGUCAGAAACCUCACGGAUGUCUUGACAAGAAGUCACAUUACCUUAAAAAGGGAUUUACACAUCAGAACUCAUUAAGAAAAAGACUCCUAGGUGAAUUUCAGAUUUACCUCAGACCUCAGACUUCAUUGGGGACCAGAGAGAGAGUCUACAGUCUUUGGAACUGUAACAAAAGCUUUAUGCAGAGAUUGGCCCUAUUAGGACAGCAUUAUUAGCCACAUUUGUGAAGAGCUCCACAAAUGCUUUGGGUUUUGAGAAACCUUCCACACAAGAAGGUUCAGAUAGGAAACCUUACAUGUGCAGUAUGGGAAAUCUCCAGCAGUGUUAAACCAUCACCAUUACAAGAGAAUUCAUACCAGAGAACAGCCAUUUAAAUGCUCUGUGUCAGCAGUAGUUUGGAUAAUAUGUACGCCUUACUGGAUAUCAGAAAAUUCACCUGGGGAGAAACCCCAGAAAUUGCAGGAAAAAGCUUCUGACAGAAUUCUGACUUUCUUACCCAUCAGGGAAGCCAUACUGGUAUAAAUGAAUUUUAUCUUGAGUGUGGCAGAAAUAUUUGUUGGAGAGUCUUACUUGGGUUUGUAUCCACCUAAACAAAAAUCAGAAGAAAGAUACAUGUCUGAAUGAGAAAAGCUUGUUAAUUUUCAGCUCUUGGGGGUGUAUCAGGGAACUCACAUCAGUGAAAACGCAUAAAUGUUUUGUGUCUAAGAAGCUAGAAGCUCUCAUCUAAUCGGGCCCCAAAGAACCGGUUCUACAGAAGAGUUGCUCCAGCAAGAGAUCUAAUUGUGGGUGAGAAUCUGUAUAUAUGCUAUGUAUGAGAGAGCUCUUCUCAUAGUUAUAAGGGGCUAAAUAGAGUUGUAUGGGAGGGAGUAGUGUCUUAGUGACCCAGAAGCUUGUUUGGAGGAGCUGGGACAGGUCAGCAUGGAGCUGAAGGGUAACUCAGGUAAAGACACUUUUCUUUUGUCUGAACCACCUCAUGAUUGCUUUAGUUUCACUCUUAAAAACUCAUAAAUUCAGUAAAGAAAAGGAUUGUAAUCUUGUGUAUAAGGUAGGGCAUGGGUUAUUGUUGGAAAAAAGACGUGCUUUUGAUUUUUGCUUUUUUUUAAAGUCUCUUAUCUAGGAUGGGAAUGGUGUGUUGCUAGCAGCCUAUGAAAAGAACUAAGAAGCUAGGGAAUACUUAGUUUGGGUUAAAAUUAUCAGUUGCUUCCCCUUUGCAUAAUCAACCUCAGCAAAAAGCAGAGUACUCAGCUCUUAGUGUUGAGAUCUGCCCACAAAAUGGUCCAAAAUUGUCCCUAAAGUAUUUUUUUGAGUUAUCACUGGCCCUUGAAAUUUCAGAUAUAGAGAUUCAUUUCUUUUCAAGCCCAAACAACCAAUUCCUGGAUACUGGUUAUGAUCAUGUUAUAGUAUCCAGCUUUUUGUUACUUGCUACAUCUCUUUCAGUGAUAGAUACUGUAUCAACUGGCUCAGAGCAGAAGAAAUAGGGUUAAGUUGUAAACCAGAGAAGGCAGAGGAGAGACAAUGAAGCAUUCUUAUAGAGCGACAGGACACCGAUUUGGGGUCCUGACUCCAAAGCUCAUGUUCUUCUUUUACCCUGAUGCUUGCAGCAAAUUAAGCUUCAUAAUGAUACAUUUUUUUUUCAUUUAUUCCAGUUCUGUCAAGGAAAGAAAAAUACAGUUUAAUCCCAGGGAAAGGAUUGCAGUCAACACAAUAUAAGGUAUAUUCUUGUUUUGAAAUGCAGGAUUAUAAAUGUUAGAAAAGUGGUUGGCAGAUUCACCUGAGGUUUAAGGAUAACAUUUGUUCCCAGUACAGUAGGGUAGUUGAUUGUCUUUAUCAUUCUUUGGAUGGCUCAUGACCCAAGCAUCUUAUGUUCCCUUCUCAUUGUUUUUCUUUCUUUGGCUUAAAAGACUUUUAAUUCAACUAUUUCAAGUUCCUGUAGUACUUGGGACUCUGUAGAGUAUUAUUUUGUUGCUAAUUAUAGUCCUCUAGUUUUGUUGUAAUUUGUUUAGUGAACCCCUGGAUUCCAUGGGGUAUUAGUGUUUCAAUUCAUGCAAGUGAUCUGGUAAUACCUUACAUGUGGCUGUAAGCUCUUAACCUGAUAGUUGUUUGAUAAUCAUAAUCUUAAGGCCAGUGAAUUUAGCUCCGUAAAGAAUCUGGUUCCAGUGUUUUUCCCUUUAAGAAACAGGUUGUGUCAGUUUUAAUCAGAUGUGUUCUGGUAAUUUUUACAAAUAAUUUUAGUACUAUGAAAAUUUAUCCAUUGUGAUAAACACACACUAGAUAUGUAUUUUUCUUCUUGAGGAAUAUCAUGGUAUUACUAGCAAAAGUUUGAUAAUUGUGAUACUUAAAAUAAUAUUGGAUGAUAUAUGACAAUGGCAGUAAAAAAAAAAAAUUAGUCAUUGUGACUGCUUAUUAAUCAGUGAAUAGACCAUGGAGAAAGAGGCAAAGCUUAAAACAUUAGUAGGUUGGUGACUUACCCUUCCUUCAGCCUGUCUCACUGGUAAUUGUCUGUAGUCUCCAAAUAAACUAACAGUGGACCAUUCCUCAAACAGAACUUUGAGGAUGUAAAGCAGGCCUGAGGCCUGUUAACUAUGGUGAGAAAGUGUUGGUAUUACGUAGCGUAACCUGAGGUUGGAGAGGACCACUUGGGAGCCUGUAACCAAAGCUAGAAGGUAACUUCUGGGAUGGAUGGAGGUUCCCUUGAAGCAGUGCCAACCCAAAUCUACCUCAGGUAAGUAGUUAGAGUAACCUUUUCAAGAUUUCAGACUAAAUGAAAAUAAAGUAUAUUCUGUCCGUGUACUCCUCUAUGCUUUAUUGUUUUGUUUACCUUUAAUUCUUAAAUAAACAUUUG
Messenger RNA from Microtus ochrogaster (prairie vole), 4554 nucleotides. RefSeq names its product zinc finger protein 322 (gene Znf322). Gene Ontology annotation, cellular component: nucleus. Gene Ontology annotation, molecular function: RNA polymerase II transcription regulatory region sequence-specific DNA binding; DNA-binding transcription factor activity, RNA polymerase II-specific. Gene Ontology annotation, biological process: regulation of transcription by RNA polymerase II. NCBI's taxonomy places the organism in Eukaryota, Metazoa, Chordata, Mammalia, Rodentia, Cricetidae. The record is from RefSeq and is a predicted model, not a curated record.